Vitis riparia (riverbank grape) is the source of this 2395-nucleotide messenger RNA. Its product is annotated as low affinity sulfate transporter 3. The record is from RefSeq and is a predicted model, not a curated record. The transcript has 12 exons. Gene Ontology annotation, cellular component: membrane. Gene Ontology annotation, molecular function: secondary active sulfate transmembrane transporter activity. NCBI's taxonomy places the organism in Eukaryota, Viridiplantae, Streptophyta, Magnoliopsida, Vitales, Vitaceae. The coding region runs from base 135 to 2165 and encodes 676 amino acids. Gene Ontology annotation, biological process: transmembrane transport.
GUGGUUGAAUUUGAGUUUCGGUUUGCCUACUGAUGAGAAAGGAAUUCCUGUAAAAUAGGAUAGGCUUUUCUCUGAUAUUAUGCACCAUUGAAUUUGCUUUGAAAAUGUGCUUAUAAGAUCCUAUAUGUCUUAAAAUGGUGAGUGAGAGAGAGAGUGAGAUAUGCCUCUCUAAGUUCUCCCAAACACUUCAAACAACCAUGGCUGCUGCUUCACCAGUUGAGGCCUGCACAGCAGAAGAAAUGCUGGACCCUGAGCAGAAUGGCAGGGCUGAACGGGUGCAGUGGGUGCUGAAUGCUCCUGAGCCACCAGGCCUGUGGCAAGAACUCAUGGACUCAAUAAGGGAAACUGCUUUCCCUCAUGGAAACAAUUUCCUAUCUCUCCAAAAGCAGCCUACUACUCAUGCCAUUUCAGUCCUGCAGGGCAUAUUUCCUAUCCUUCAAUGGUGCAGAAACUACAAGGCAACCAAAUUUAAGAAGGAUUUAAUGGCGGGUUUAACUCUUGCAAGCUUGUCCAUUCCUCAGAGUAUUGGAUAUGCAACUUUGGCCAAGCUUGAUCCUCAAUUCGGACUCUAUACAAGUGCUAUUCCACCACUCAUUUAUGCUUUAAUGGGGACUUCAAGAGAGAUAGCAAUUGGACCAGUGGCUGUGGUUUCUCUGUUGAUCUCUUCAAUGGUUCCGAAACUUGAAGAUCCUGUAGAUAAUCCAAUUGCCUACAGAAAGCUUGUGUUUACUGCAACCUUUCUUGCAGGUAUCUUUCAAGCUGCUUUUGCACUGCUAAGGCUGGGUUUUCUUGUGGAUUUUCUUUCCCAUGCUGCUCUGGUUGGGUUCAUGGCGGGUGCAGCUGUUGUCAUCGGUCUUCAACAACUGAAGGGACUGCUUGGGAUCACUCACUUCACAAACAAAACUGAUGUCAUCUCUGUUCUGGAAGCUGUUUGGAGAUCAUUUCAUCAUACUUGGAGUCCCUACAAUUUUAUCCUCGGCUGCUCCUUCCUGAGCUUUAUUCUAAUUACCAGAUUUGUGGGAAGAAGGAACAAGAAACUGUUCUGGUUGCCAGCCAUUGCUCCUCUAGUGUCUGUUAUUUUAUCAACACUGAUAGUUUUUCUCACAAGAGCUGAUAAACAUGGAGUUAAGGUAGUGAAACACAUCAAGGGAGGCUUGAAUCCAAGCUCAGUUCAUCAGCUACAGUUCACUGGUCCACAUACUGGAGAGAUAGCCAAAAUUGGGCUGAUUGUGGCCAUUAUUGCACUUACAGAAGCCAUUGCAGUUGGCCGGUCUUUUGCAUCCAUAAAAGGAUACCAUCUGGAUGGAAACAAAGAAAUGGUUGCUCUGGGCAUCAUGAACAUUGCAGGAUCUCUGACUUCUUGCUAUGUUGCAACAGGUUCAUUCUCACGCUCUGCGGUAAAUUUCAGUGCUGGUUGUGAAACUGCCAUUUCCAACAUUGUGAUGGCCAUCACUGUGUUGAUAUCUUUGCAAUUCUUCACAAAGCUCUUGUAUUUCACUCCAACUGCAAUCCUUGCUUCAAUUAUUCUUUCUGCUAUUCCGGGACUCAUUGACAUCAGUGAAGCUUACAAAAUAUGGAAGGUGGACAAGUUGGAUUUCCUAGCUUGCAUUGGAGCAUUCUUGGGGGUUCUGUUUGGUUCCGUGGAAAUCGGUCUUCUAGUUGCGUUAACAAUAUCAUUUGCAAAGAUCAUACUUAAUGCAAUUAGACCAGGCAUUGAAACUCUGGGAAGACUUCCAGGAACCAAUAUGUUCUGUGAUGUAGAUCAAUAUCCCAUGGCUAUUACAAGCCCUGGAGUUCUGAUCGUCCGUGUCAAGUCUGCCCUCCUUUGUUUCGCAAAUGCCAAUUUUGUUAGAGAAAGGAUUAUGAUGUGGGUGACUGAGGAAGCAGAGGACAAUAAGGGAAGUGCAAAAGGGAGGAAUCAACUAGUAGUUCUUGACAUGUCCAACUUGAUGAACAUCGACACCUCGGGAAUUGCUUCUCUGGAGGAGGUGCACAAGCAACUGGUCUCACAAGGAAUGGAGCUAGCCAUAGCCAACCCCAGGUGGCAAGUGAUUCACAAGCUAAAGCUAGCAAAGUUUGUGAACAAAAUUGGAGGAAGGGUCUUCUUGUCUGUUGCAGAAGCUGUGGAUGAAUGCUCCACCAUCAAGAUUCUGACUACUAUUUAGAUGUUACUAUCCUCAGUGUUUCUGUAUAUCCCAAAAUAAAGAAAUAAGUUCUGCUUCUCCCUGCUCAUCUUGUGUGUGGUUUGGCCAUCUCCUGUAAAAUAUAACAGCGAGAUGAUUGUUUAGCAGUGGCUUGCCAUCUUUUUCGUACUAAGCUUGGUGUGUUAAAAGAUCUAAUAUUGUUAAUGUAAAACUUUAUGUGAAAUUCAUAGGCUUUGAUCGUUUUCAGCUAA